This is a messenger RNA of Anguilla anguilla (European eel), 4491 nucleotides long. RefSeq names its product solute carrier family 43 member 3-like. Bases 360 to 1907 code for a protein of 515 amino acids. Gene Ontology annotation, biological process: transmembrane transport. The transcript is spliced from 13 exons. The record is from RefSeq and is a predicted model, not a curated record. NCBI's taxonomy places the organism in Eukaryota, Metazoa, Chordata, Actinopteri, Anguilliformes, Anguillidae. Gene Ontology annotation, molecular function: transmembrane transporter activity.
GGGAGAGAAGGAGAGGGACGGAGGGGAGGACUAUAUAAGACCACGAAAGGAAGGAAGACAAGAGCAGAGUGACAGAAAGCACACAAACUCUGUACAGUACUCAUUAGUCUUGGUUGUUGUAUUAUUGUCCACUUUGUGAGCAGCUUCACAAUUCUUUCAUCAGGAGUUACCUUGCAGUCAGUAUAAUUUUGUUUGCAUUUUAGGCUUUGAUUGCCCUUUUGACCAGCGAUUGGCUCAGGAAUUUACGCUUUAUUGACGUCAGACUUCUAUUUGUAAGGAACAAGGGGAGGACAGACAUAAGAGAGAGGAAGACAGAAGAAGAGAGGGUAUUCAGGAAGUGCAGAAAAGAGGAGCUGAAGAUGUUAGGGUGUCUGAGUGGGGCAAGGGUUCGCUGCUGGCUUACCCUGGCCUCCGGGCUGCUGGAGUGUCUGUGUUUCGCUGGGACUGUUUUUGGGUGGGCCUCCCUGAUGUUCGUCCUGAAGACCGAGGGGUACUUCAGCAACCUAUGUGUGAAUGCCACAGGAUCCAACGGCACACACUACACAGACUGCAGCGGUCAGGAUGAGCGCUUCUCCUUGGUUUUCACCAUUGCCUCCUUCAUGAAUAACUUCCUGACUCUUCCCAAUGGAUUCCUCUUCGACCGCUUCGGCACUAUGGUUGCCAGGCUUCUGGGAAUAUCACUGUACACCACUGGUACCUUGCUAAUUGCCUUGUCACACCCAGAAACAUCACUCCUACUCUUCCCAGCUCUGUGCUUCAUCGCUGUGGGGGGAAUUUUGUUACUGGUCACCAACAUGCAGGUGGGGAACCUCUUCGGCACACACCGUUCCACUAUCAUCACUCUCUACAAUGGAGCAUUUGACUCAUCCUCCAUCGUCUUCCUCAUCGUCAAGGUGCUGUCGGAGGGAGGGAUCUCUCUCCACUAUUCUUUCUUCUUCCUGUCGACUUGCAGCGUGAUCCACCUGAUGCGGACCUUUAUCCUCAUGCCAAAGAAGCACAUCCCUUACCCACUACCUGAGGGUUACACAUACGGGAUGACAUGUGGGCAUGCCAGGCCUCACAUUGUGGAUCAGGCCAGGAAAGAAGAAAACAAAGGACCAUUGCAAGGAGAGGGAGGGACAGAGACUAUGACUUUCCAACUGAUGAGCAACAAGCAGACCCCACAGACAGUUAGUUUCAGACAAAGCGUACUCUCUUGGUUCUUCCUGUGGCACCUGGUGUGGCUGUCGGUCAUGCAGUUGAGGCACUACCUGUUCAUCGGGACCCUGAACCCCAUGUUGAACCGCCUGACUGCAGGAGACCCAGUCCUGGUGAGCCGCUACACCAAUGCCUUUGCCAUCACUCAGCUGUGUGGAGUCCUGUGCGCCCCCUGGAAUGGUCUGAUCAUGGACAGGCACAAAGGCAGGAAACGUGCUCCAGGGGAGACAGAGGAGGAGGCGGACCUGCGCUCAGCAGUGCUCUCCCUCUUCCUGACCGCGUUGCAGUGCCUCCUGUUCUCCAUCUGUGCCACGACACCUGUGCUCUCACUGCAGUACCUGUCCUUCGCCCUGCAGGUGCUCAACCGCUCCUUCCUCUAUGGAGGGAAUGCCGCCUUCAUCAGCAUUGCAUUUCCAACCAGUCACUUUGGGAAGCUCUAUGGGCUGAUGAUGGCUUUGUCGGCUGUGGUUUCGCUCUUGCAAUACCCCUGUUUCUCUCUGGUGAAAGGGGUGUUCGAUGGAGACCCCUUAUACAUAAACGUGGCCCUGACCCUCCUCAGCCUGUGUGCCUUCAUCCACCCUCUCUACGUCUGCAUACACUGCCGCAGGCUGGCCAGUCAGAGGAGGUCCUCUACCAAGCAGCUGGCCAAUGGUGGCAGCUCCUCCUCCAUCAACAGGGAAGCACUCCAGGAUGCAGUGGACUCCUCUUAGAUACCUCCAAAAAAGGGAAAGUUGCGGGGCAGGACAGGGUGGAUGGGAUGUUCCUGGGUGGGAUGGGGUGGUGGGGGUUUAUGAUACAUUGUUGUGGUUUGUCAGGAUGGGAGCAUCCCCCCCAGGUCUCCAUGGCAUCUCUGUUUGCUGCUCACCUUGAAUUGAACUUGCUUCAUUCCAUGGACUCUAUCUGAGCAGUAUUUACAAACAGGGGUGCAGUUGUCCUCCACGUUUUCCUGCUUUACCGCCUGUUUUACUGCCCAUAUAAUUGUACCUGCAUUUAUAUUCUCAACUUCAUUAUUUUCUAGCAGCCUGACAAAUGUUUUUAAUAUGAUUGACUCUUUUUGACUCUUUUUAAAAAUCUGUUUGCAUUGGCUUUGGCAUUGACUCUAAACCUGCCUAAAGAUUGGCUUCUCAGUCUUUGCACUGGUCGCUUUGGUCAUGCCUUUCAAUAAUAGAUUUAGGCAUUUUGUUAAAAGUCAAAGUUACGCACAACUGAUGGACACACAAGUAAAUUGACUUGUAUUUGCGGUUGACAUUUUAAGACCAAACUGGUUUGACAAAGGACUGAACUGAGCCUAGCGAACCAAGGGAAAACCACACUGGUGUUCGCGUUGAAGAAACCUUCACAGUGACCUAGCGACAUAAGGGAAGAAGACCGUAUUUCAGGCAGAAGAGCUGUUUCCUUCUGUGUUCAUAUUUUGGGCCCCUCAGUAGCCCUUCACUCGGUAUAUGUUCAUAUUUUGGGGCCCCUCAGUAGCCCCUUAUUCUAGGUUCAUAUAUGGAGCCCCUCAGUGACACCUCACUCAGUCUAUGCUCAUAUGGGGCUCCUCAGUGCCCCCUCACUCAGUCUAUGUUCAUAUAUGAGGCCCCUCAGUGGCCCCUCACAGAAACACAACAGAAAGAGUUUAACCCACCAGCCCCUCUACUACUCAGCUAACAACUGUAUCAGCAGUUGUCUUUAGGCAUUUAACAUAUGCCCAUGCAGAGCAGCUUAUGUAGGUACAAUCACAAAGGUUUAGACAACAAACAGUGCUGAUGCUAAGGUAUCAGGGUGCAAUACCAAUGAAUGCCAGUAAGACACAUUACUGGGAACAGUUAUACCUGUAACAUACAGUACUGGGAACAGUAAUACCUGCAACACACAGUCCUAGGGACAUUCAGGUACUGUCACUCUACUGUUUAAGCUGAAACAUUUCAACGUUAUGCAUCCAAAUGUUUUAAAGAGACCAAGUAUUAUUCUGUAACAGUUGGACAUUUCUUUACUGCAAUACAUAACCUGAAACUCUUGUUUCUUAACUCAAGGAGGUUCCAUUUGUUGCACGACCUGAAAAUCUUGUUGGCAAACAGAACCUCCUACAGUUAAGAAACAGAGUGUGGAAAGAAAAGAGGUGCUGAAUAUGUAAUAAUUCUAAUAAUUCUCUGUGAUUAAGACCAGUAACAUAUGCAGUACUGUGGAUAUGUUUUUACAUUACACCAAAGGUUAUUUAAAAAAAGUUUCAUUCUGCUGCCUCAAUUGAUAUAAAUGGAGAACAGCUCAUUUAUACUCCUGUCUCCACUGUCUGUGAAAUAUGUGAAAUAUACUUAAAAGAUGUGUUAGCUACAAUUGGUCCUAAUUUAGUCUACAUGAUAAACAGUUCACAUAUGAUGGGGUAUGCUUCUACUUAUUUUAAAUGUGCAGCCACUCCUAAAGAAACUAAGGCUAGACACUUCAGUGCUUAAUAAAUAUAGACCUAUUUUAAAGUUACCUUUCAUCUACAAGACCUUGGAAAAAGUGGUCUCCAAACACCUUUGAUCUGCAAUGAAUAGGAAUGAUAUAUAUGAUAUGAAAUUCCAGUCUGGCUUCAGAUCUCAUCAUAGUGCAGAGACAGCCCUUAUAAAGGUAAUUAAUGGAUCCCCUUCAAAAUUCUGAUUCUGGUGACUGCUCCAUUCUUGUCCUAUUAGAUCUAAGUGUGGCAUUUGAUACUCUUGAUAAUUCUACUUUAAUUGGCAGGCUAAAAAACUGGGUUGGCAUCUCUGGGAUGACAGAACUGGUUUUAUUCUUAUUUGUCAAACAGAAAAUGUUCUGUUUCUAUAGGUAAUAUUGUAUCAUUAUUAGCAAUGAUAAAUUGUGGUGUUCCUCAGGUAUUUAUCCUUGGGCUAAUUCUGUUUUCCAUAUAUGUUACCACUUGGCCAGAUUAUUUGUAAACACAGCAUAUCCUAUUACUUUUAUGCUGAUGAUACUCAAGAAAUUUUGGUGUGAUCUUGGUGUGAUCUGCAUAUGAACAAGCUAAUUCAGACAUGUUUCUAUCGGUUAAUGAAUAUACCCAAAAUUAGAACAAUCUUAUCAUUUGAGGAUACUGAGAAAGUCAUACAUGCUGUUGUAUCAUUACAUUUGGAUUAUUGUAAUUGCUUAUAUACCUAAACCAUGAAGUUAUAUUACACUCACAUAUUACCCCAAUUUUAGUUUCCUUACCCUGGUUAGUGCAUUUAGGGUUAAUCUUUAUUUUUGAUGUAUUGCUGAUUGUUUGUAAAACAAAAGCACCUUUUGGUUUUUGCUUGUAAGGUACUAAAAAAACAAAAAAAUAAACGUGUUUAAACAAUA